AUGCUAGCGGGUGAGAUCAAGAAAAUAAUCAUCGAGAAACUCAAAGAAUCCAAGUACUUUUCUGUGAUACUUGAUUGCACUCCAGAUUUGAGUCAUGAAGAACAAAUGUCUAUAGUAUUGAGGCGUGCUGAUAUUUCAGCAAGUCCAGUGAAGGUAGAAGAAUUUUUUUUAGGAUUUUUAUUGGUGGAUGAUACAUCUGCAAAGGGACUUUUUGAUGAAUUAGUGAAUGCGUUGAAUAAUCUAGAGCUUGAUAUCGAUAAUAUAAGGGGUCAAGGAUAUGAUAAUGGUGCUAACAUGAGAGGAAAACGUAAAAGGGUACAGAAUAGACUACUACAAGUAAAUCCUAGAGCAUUUUACACUCCUUGUGGGUGUCAUAGUCUCAAUCUUGCACUUUGUGAUAUGGCUACUUGUUGUACAAAAGCUAAAUCUUUCUUUGAAGUGGAAAGUCAUGUUGAAAGUAUUAGAGCAAUAAGAUUUCAAGCUCCACAAAUAAGAAAUGCUCUACUUGAAUUGGCAAGAGUUGAUGAUCCUAAGACAAAAAGUGAGGCGGAGUGUUUGGCAACAUAUGAAAUAGAGAAUUUUGAAUUCUUACUUGGGAUGGUUAUUUGGUAUGAAGUGUUGAAUAAUGUUAAUAGAGUAAGCAAACAUUUACAAACAGAGGACAUCCAUAUUGACGUUGCUAUAGACCAUUUAAAAGGACUCAUUUCAUUUUUCAAAAGCUAUAGAGAAACUGGGUUUGAAUCGGCCGUGAUUGAUGCUAAAGAGAUUGCAAGUGAAUUAGACAUUGAACCAAUAUUUCGUGAAAAAAGAGUUAUACGUAGAAAGAAGCAGUUUGAUGAGAUUUCUUGUGAAGAGAUGACAGAAACAGCUGAAGAAUCUAUCAGGGUCAAUUAUUUCUUAUAUGUAGUAGAUCAAGCUCUAUCAUCGCUUCAAAAUAGAUUUAAACAAUUUCAGGAAUAUGACGAUGUUUUUGGAUUUUUAUUUGAUUUGGAAAAGCUUAAAUCCAUUGAUGAUGCUACAUUGAAGUGUCGUUGCAUUAAUCUUGAAAACUAUUUGAAGCAUAACACAGUAUCUGAUAUCGAAGGAAUGGAAUUAUUUUCUGACUUGAAAGUUUUAAGGGAAGUAAUAUUUACAGAAAUUAAUGGAGCAGCUGCUGUGUUAAAUUACAUUAAGAGAAUGAAUUGUUGUUUUGCAAAUGCUUGGGUUGCUUACAGGAUAUUAUUGACUAUCCCAGUCACUGUUGCGUCCGUUGAAAGAAGUUUUUCAAAGUUAAAAUUGAUUAAGUCUUAUCUUCGAUCAACCAUGUCACAAGAGAGGUUGAAUGGAUUAUCUAUGAUUUCUAUUGAAAAAAAAAUGUUGGAAGAACUUGAUUUGAGUUGUUUGAUUACUAAUUUUGCAUCUCAAAAUGUUAGAAGACUAAAUAUGAUGCUAGCUUAA
Olea europaea var. sylvestris is the source of this 1437-nucleotide messenger RNA. RefSeq names its product zinc finger MYM-type protein 1-like. Gene Ontology annotation, molecular function: protein dimerization activity. Bases 1 to 1437 code for a protein of 478 amino acids. The record is from RefSeq and is a predicted model, not a curated record. Lineage: Eukaryota; Viridiplantae; Streptophyta; Magnoliopsida; Lamiales; Oleaceae. The transcript is spliced from 2 exons.